Molecule: messenger RNA, 1897 nt
Organism: Fragaria vesca subsp. vesca
Lineage: Eukaryota; Viridiplantae; Streptophyta; Magnoliopsida; Rosales; Rosaceae
Exons: 5
Coding region: 56-1069 (337 amino acids)
Molecular function (GO): RNA binding
Source: RefSeq, a predicted model, not a curated record
ACAAGUGAAUUCUUCUUCGACUCCAACUCAUAGUGGACCCGCUCGCCAGAGAUUGAUGAAACAAAGAAAUAAUGCCGGUGCAUCCUCUAAUGGUGGCGUUCCCCAUCAUCAAACACCAGCUGGCCAAGGUGUUGAAGUGACUCCAAAUAACCCUUCACCAAAAGAACAUAGCCACAGAAGUCCGUUUGGGUCACAAACUCAGAGUAGCAAUGAGCAUCCACAACCACGUAGUUCCUUAAGGAACCGUAAUGGUGGUCCGCAUCCCCGUGGAGAUGGUUCUCACCAUCACAACUAUGGCGGCAGGCAUCAGGACCGCGGAAGUCAAGAUUGGAACAAUCAUCGAAAUUUUAACAGUAGAGACAAUCACAUGCAUCCUCAGAGAGUUUCCCCUAGGGGAAUGAGGCCAACUCAUCAAGCACCGGCACCCCCAACUGCUCCCCCGUUUUUCCCCCAACCUAUGAGGCCUUUUGCCGGUCCCAUAGGGUUUGGUGAUUUUCAAGGAUCACUGGUGUACUUUCAUCCAGGACAUGAUCCUUUAGUACCAUUUAUGGCACUACCACAGCCUCCCUUGAAUCUUGUACGUCCAGACCUUCAGCUGCAUACUAAGAUUAUUAAUCAGAUAGACUAUUAUUUCAGUAAUGAGAAUUUAAUUAAAGAUACUUUCUUGCGGCGAAACAUGGAUGAUCAGGGAUGGGUUCGUAUUAAGUUAAUAGCAGGCUUCAACAAAGUUAUGAAUCUGACAGACAAUAUCCAGAUCAUAUUGGAUGCUUUGAGAAUGUCAACUGUGGUAGAAGUAGAUGUACAGGGUGAUAAAAUAAGGAGGCGCAAUGAUUGGAUGAAAUGGGUAAUGCCAGCUGCUCAGCCUCCUACUGUUUCAAGCUCUCAGACCCUUGGUAAAUCUGGAAAUGAAAUGCUAUCAGCUCAUAUCCAAAGUAUUUCACUCGAUGAGAAGACUACUAACAACAACAAUAUUCAGAACAAUAGCCAGCCGCAGCUGUCCUCUGGUGAUGGAGCAGGUCAAUUCAGUGUUCAGGGAGGUGCAGAUCGCUCUAUUUCAGCAAGAAAUUAGAGUUGAGCAGACGUGCGAGAGUGCACAUACUUUAAAGAAAAAUGAACUGUUGGGAAAGGAAGGUGUUUGAAAGACAAAUAUGGUGAAUAUUUUUUUUAAUCUUUUUUCCUUUUUGGAAAUAGUAAUCAUGCCUCGGCAUGAUGAAACUUGCUUUCUUGCCUGGCAAAUAGAAAGAAAAAAUUUUAAUUGGGGAAGAGAAUUAUCUUGGAACAGAAGCGCAAGUCUAGUUGUGCUGAAGGUUGAUGACUCGAGCUUAGCUCGAGCUCAUUGGGAUUUCUGUACUAUUUUGGGGCAGUUUCAAUGUUUACUAGAUUUAAAACUUAUGGUGGCACGUUUGGUGCUUUUGUUCUGAGAAAUUUUGCUGUCCUUUUCCCCAUACUGCUGCCCCUCAGCUGGUUUUUACAAUCUUUGGGGUCAGACAACUUCCAGAUUCAGGAGGAGAAUGUGACUUUGUGCAAAACGGAUGGUGGUGUGGGUGUCCAAGUUUGUCCGGCGUGUCUCUGCAGUCUGAGGGGCGUCGGCGGCCCUUGCAGGGUUCCGCUGCUUAUGCUUACAGCAAAGUUGCCUUUCACUGAUGGCAUGAUCGAUCAUCUUUCCUUUUAUUAUCUCACAUAUAAGUUAUUUCUAGAAAUUAUAUCGAUACAUAUGUAUACUUUAUCAUUUGCAUAAAUGGUUCCUGGUGGAACAGACCUGAUAUCUUUCCAGGUCAGAACUGGAUGCGGGUGGUUUUGUUCUUUAUGUUUUAUUGCACAUUGGAGCUGUGGACCUUCGGAACCGAUUUGAGCUUUAUUUGAACUUUAAUUAAUGGUAGAUGAUAUUAUCAAUAUU